AAUGACAAGCGCGGCUGCCGUAGACAUCGCCAUUCAAACUAUCAACUCUAACCCCAAAUGGAACGCCGACGGUGAGAUCGAAUUGAGCAUGGUCUAUAGAGAUUCGGAUUGCGAUAGUCUUUUAACGGUCGGUCAUACUUGUGAUCUCCUUGUUAAUGAAACAAUAGACGCACUCAUCGGCCCCCCUUGUUCCAGAGCUUGUAAACCGGCCGCCGAAUUGGCGUCAUUCUAUAAUGUUCCUAUAAUAAGUUGGGUAGCGACGGAUUACGGCCUAAGAGAUAGAACAAGAUAUACAACGUUGGCAAGAACGUCCAUUCGAAUCGCCGCUGUCAUGUUCGAAGGUCUUGUCUGGGAAGACGCCGGCGAAUCAAUUACUAAAGUACUCAAAGAUCGAAAUAUUGAACUAGUAGUUCUUGAAAAAUAUAAAAACGAUCCAUCGAAAACUUUCAUUAAUAGCGUAUUAGAAAAAAUCAGAGUUAGGGCAAGAAUUGUUGCUCUAAUUAAUCCGCGAGAACAUAGGAGGAAGUUUCUUCUUAGAGCCCACGAAAAGGGUAUGACGAAUGGCGAUUACGUCUUUUAUACUAUGGACAUACUUCCCCAGGAAGACAUUCUCAAUUCAAUGCAAACUUGGCAAGGGAACGACGGCAGAGACUCAACUGCCAAACAGGCUUUUGAAUCAGUUUUUCACAUCGUGUUAGCCGCUCCGAGCAGUGUGGCUCAGAGUCAGUUUCGAGGCGAAGUUGCCAGAAGGAUGAGAUUCCCACCUUGGAACGUCAACUUACCUCCAGGCACACUGGGUGAUCCAUUCGCCGCUUUCCUGCAUGACGCUGUUCUGAUUUAUAGUAUCGGGCUAAAUGUAACCUUAAAACUAGGACAGAAUCCCAGAAAUGGAGAAGCAGUAAUUAGUAAUUUGAAAGAAAAAUUCUUUCAAGGGAUGUCAGGUAAUAUUGUUUUAGACGGAAAUGCUGAUAGGGAACCAGAUUUUUGGAUAAUGGAUAUGAAUCCUGCAACUGGAAUUUUUGAAAAGAUGGCAGAAGUUCUUAAUACCGAUGACGGACAUAUGGAGUUUAGGAGGGAUAUUCAGCCACCUUAUUGGCCAAAUGGCUUGACUGGUCACGAAAACGCUCCUGAAGAUAUACCUAAAUGUGGUUUUCUCAAUGAAUUAUGCGUUGAAGCGGAUAACUCUUGGAUAUCAAUUGUCGCCUCGUUAAUUGCUCUAAUCUCUAUUGGUGGACUAUUGGGUGUGGGUUUCUAUUUCUAUAGAAAAUCCCAGUUUGAGAAUAGGUUGUUGGCUGCUUCUUGGAAGAUUUCUUUGGAAGAAUUAGAAUUACUUAAAACUCAAGGAACAUCAAGCAAUAUUAGUUUAAGUAGUAAAUCAACAACCUCAAAUUCAAAUGAGGAACCUGCUCCUCCUGUUAAAACCGAAACUGUUUCAAAAUCAAUAAACUCUUUUGGCCAAGUGUCUCAAGUAUUUACCGAAAUAAGUCUCUACAAAGGUACUCUAGCAUCUCUUAAGCCGGUGAAAAAAGACCACGUAGAACUAUCGAGAAAAGUUUUAAUAGAAUUUGGCGAAAUAAGAGAUAUUUCUCACGAGAAUCUUAACACGUUUCUCGGGGCUUGCGUCUCUCCUCAAAAUAUAUACGUACUCUGGCAAUAUUGCAAACGUGGCAGUAUACAGGAUGUCGUUAUGAACGACGAUUUAAAAUUGGAAUCAAACUUCAAAAUGUCGUUUAUGAUUGAUAUAGUUAAAGGAAUGCUUUAUUUGCACAAAUCUAUAUUGCAUUCUAAUGGAAAUCUUAAAAGCUCUAAUUGCCUCGUUAACGAACGUUGGACAGUUAAAAUAACGGAUUACGGAUUAAAUAAUUUCUUAGAUGGACAAAUUUAUGAGGAUUCUCAACAAUAUGAACUCUACAAACGAAAAUUAUGGACCGCUCCUGAAAUUCUUCGAGAAAAUUAUCCGCCGCUAAAGGGAAGUCAGAAGGGAGACGUAUACAGUUUUGCUAUUAUCUGUAGCGAAAUCCUAAAUAGAAGUGAACCUUAUUCAUUUAAUGAAAUGACACCUAGAGACGUGGUACACAGAAUACGCAACUCCGAAAGUAUUCCCUUUAGACCCAAAUUACCGGAAAACUGUGAAUUUGGUUAUAAAAUGAUUGAAUUAAUUCAUAACAUGUGGCACGAUAUUCCGGAGGAGAGACCAACUUUUUCGUCAAUUAGAGGAUCUUUACUUAGAUUAAAUAGAGGAGAAUACGCUAAAAAUCUGGAAACAACUGUACAAGAGAGAACCGAACAAAUAAGCGAGGAGAAGGCUAAGAGUGACCCCGGAACGAAAAUAGAACCAGAGAGCUAUAGAGAGAGUAGUAUCUAUUUCUCUGAUAUUGUUGGAUUUACCACAUUAUCGUCUGAUAGCACUCCUAUGCAGAUUGUCGACUUUUUAAAUGAUUUGUACACUUGCUUCGAUGGCGUUGUUUCCGAUCAUGACGUUUACAAAGUGGAAACAAUCGGAGAUGCUUAUAUGGUAGUUUCCGGUGUACCGAAUAGGAACGGAAGGAAACAUCUAACUGAAAUAGCCGACAUCUCUUUGGAUUUGCUUUCUUCAGUUACGAAUUUUUGUAUUCGUCAUCGACCUAAAGAGCAGCUAAGAUUACGUAUUGGCCUCCACACUGGUCCAGUUGUCGCCGGUGUAAUUGGUAAUGUAAUGCCGAGAUAUUGCCUAUUUGGAGAUACCGUAAAUUUAGCCAGCAAGAUGGAAUCUUGCGGAAAACCUCUAAGAAUUCAUUUAAGCGAAGAUAUCUUCAAAUGUCUAACGGAAUUUGGUCUUUAUUCCAUGAUUAAAAGGGGUAAUAUAAACAUUAAGGGCAAGGGUUUCUUAACUACUUAUUGGCUUUAUGGAAAACAAGGCUACGACAAACCUUUACCAGAUUUCGAUUAG
This is a messenger RNA of Dimorphilus gyrociliatus, 2929 nucleotides long. The record is from the annotation of a GenBank genome assembly. NCBI's taxonomy places the organism in Eukaryota, Metazoa, Annelida, Polychaeta, Dinophilidae.